Akanthomyces muscarius is the source of this 1119-nucleotide messenger RNA. RefSeq lists its product as uncharacterized. NCBI's taxonomy places the organism in Eukaryota, Fungi, Ascomycota, Sordariomycetes, Hypocreales, Cordycipitaceae. Gene Ontology annotation, molecular function: RNA polymerase II transcription regulatory region sequence-specific DNA binding; DNA-binding transcription factor activity, RNA polymerase II-specific. The transcript has a single exon. The coding region runs from base 1 to 1119 and encodes 372 amino acids. The record is from RefSeq and is a predicted model, not a curated record. Gene Ontology annotation, cellular component: nucleus. Gene Ontology annotation, biological process: negative regulation of transcription by RNA polymerase II.
AUGUUUUGCGAGCACCGCUGCCAAGAUGGUUGCCAUGGCCAGACUCCAUGCAACGAAACAGCGGCGUGCUCUGGCAGGACGGAAAUCGCAUGUCCUUGUGGCAUACGCAAACAGGAAGUUCGAUGCCUUGCCAGCAGCACCAAUCCCGAGCCUUCGCGACUUGAGCUCAAAUGCGACGAUGAAUGCUUGCGGCAGGAACGUAAUAGACGCCUCGCUGCCGCGCUCAACAUUGAUCCAACCACGCACACCAACGAUCAUGUACCGUAUUCCGACGAGACCCUCGCCUUGUUCAAGGAGACACCAACAUGGUGCGAGACACAGGAGCGCGAGUUUCGCGUUUUCUCACAAAGCCCGACUGAAAUCAGAAUCCGCUACAAACCGAUGCCCAACAACCAGCGACGGUUUUUGCAUGUUUUGGCGGAAGACUACGGCCUGGAGAGCCGAAGCGAAGACAACGAGCCAUUCCGCUACGUUCUGGUGUACAAGGGCCCCCGAUUCGUCUCUGCUCCCAGCAAGACCGUUCGACAGUGCGUCAAGAUCCGCGCCACGCAGGAGGCCGCCGCUGCCGCCUCGGCCGCUGCGGUCGUGAAGCCACCGUCGCUGCAAGAAACGGAACCCCUCAACGCCUUCCUGCUCACGUCGCCUCGCUUCGGUUUAACAACGGACGAGGUAGGCGUCGCGCUGGCGGCUGAGCUGGCUGAGCAGCCGUCGCUCCAUUUCAAGAUUGAGUAUUUGCCGUCCGACGAGGUGCUCAUGCGCGCCACGGUGCAGUACUCAUCGUUUAUGUCGGCCGCCGGCAUCGAGACUGCCCUCCGCGCGCUAAAACAGAGCGUCUCGGAGCGCGUCCGCAACCACGAGAUUGCGGGCAACGUCUUCCUGUGCCACGUUGAUGCGAGCGACACCAUCACCCGUCGCGAGGACUAUACGCGCCAGGAUGGCGUUGGGGGUUGGAGUGCCGUGGCGAGUCGCGCGGCGGCCAAGAAGGAGUCGGCCGCUGAUGCGGAGACGUCACCGGUCAAGGGAACGGGACGCCGGUUACUUGGCCUGCGCAAGAAGAGAGUCGACCAGGCACCCGAACGGCCGUGGGCAUCGCAGCUCGACGGUGACGUCGAAUGUUAA